Molecule: messenger RNA, 830 nt
Organism: Durio zibethinus
Lineage: Eukaryota; Viridiplantae; Streptophyta; Magnoliopsida; Malvales; Malvaceae
Source: RefSeq, a predicted model, not a curated record
AAGGAGUGAAGUGGAUACAAUUGGAUGCUUGUAAUUGAGCAGCUCAGAGAUUGAUGCUUCUCUAAUUUGUGGUUUUUCAUUGCUUAUAUAUCUGGGAGCAAUGGGAAAACUCAGUUUUGGCAAGAUGCUCGAUUGUUUAUAUCUGCCUUCAGGCUCUUGCUCUUGUUUCUGCAUGAACACCUUGGAGGAUGAUGAAUUAGAGAAAAAGCCGUUGAUAACAUCUGAAAAAAUCCAGUUGCUGAGAUUGAAAGAUGUCGUUUCUGGCAAUCAGACAUUGGCCUUUCAACUUAAGCCUAAGAUGGUGGUACUAAGGGUUUCCAUGCACUGCCAUGGCUGUGCAAGAAAAGUAGAGAAACACAUUUGCAAGCUGGAAGGUAAGCAAUAUAUUUUCCUUUCCCUUCUGAUUCCACCCCAUUUUCUUCUUCAAAAGAUUCAUUCUUCUAACUCAAACAAAAACCUGCAAUAUGGUUCAUCAGAACUGAUGAACUAUUCCAUUCUUUUAAUGCAAGAAUGUGUAAAUUCCAUUUUUCAAUUAAUUAUUAAAUGAUCUUGAAAGAACCUAAACAAAGUAGCAAACUAACCAAAAACAAAUUAUUCAAAAGCAUUAUAGCCUUUCAUUGACCUUUUAAAUCUUUUCUCUAUCUUCCCCCAACUAUUCCUUUUUAAAUUGUGUUUUAUUAGUUGGUUUAACAAUUUCAGACUUUAGUAACCUAACAGACUAAAAAAUAAAGCAAUAUAUUGGCCAAAAUGCAUAAGGGUCAUCAGUCAUCACAGCUCAUCCCUACAGAGCCACAUUAAAAUGCCAUGUAAUUGCAUUGCUUGUGCUGCAA